Molecule: messenger RNA, 1037 nt
Organism: Lotus japonicus
Lineage: Eukaryota; Viridiplantae; Streptophyta; Magnoliopsida; Fabales; Fabaceae
Product: GTP-binding protein SAR1A
Exons: 3
Coding region: 168-749 (193 amino acids)
Biological process (GO): vesicle organization; intracellular protein transport; endoplasmic reticulum to Golgi vesicle-mediated transport
Cellular component (GO): COPII vesicle coat; endoplasmic reticulum exit site
Molecular function (GO): GTP binding; GTPase activity
Source: RefSeq, a predicted model, not a curated record
CACCACAUGCGUUUGAAACGCUGAACUGGCCACUACAUGAGCCAGACAGGCACGUGAUUCAAUCUUGUGCGAUAGAUAUCUCUCUCUACGAUCUUCGAUCUGCAACUUCCUCCUCUCUCCUCUCCGAUUCGAUUUCUGGGUUUCGAUCUCACGAUUCUCAAAGCAGCAUGUUCCUGUUUGACUGGUUCUAUGGCAUUCUCGCUUCCCUCGGUCUGUGGCAAAAAGAAGCCAAGAUCCUCUUCCUCGGUCUUGAUAAUGCCGGAAAGACCACGCUCCUUCACAUGCUCAAAGACGAGAGAUUAGUUCAGCAUCAACCGACCCAACAUCCCACUUCCGAGGAAUUGAGCAUUGGGAAGAUCAAGUUCAAAGCCUUUGAUCUCGGUGGUCAUCAAGUUGCUCGCAGAGUCUGGAAAGAUUACUAUGCAAAGGUGGAUGCGGUUGUUUACCUGGUUGAUGCCUACGACAAAGAGAGGUUUGCAGAAUCUAAGAAGGAGCUCGAUGCAUUGCUUUCAGAUGAAGCCUUAGCAAGUGUUCCAUUUCUUGUGCUAGGCAACAAGAUUGACAUCCCAUAUGCAUCGUCAGAAGAUGAGCUACGAUAUCAUCUAGGCCUCACCAAUUUUACCACAGGCAAAGGCAAGGUCAAUCUCACAGACUCCAACCUUCGACCUCUCGAAGUGUUCAUGUGCAGCAUUGUUCGGAAGAUGGGAUAUGGCGAAGGCUUCCAGUGGCUUUCCCAAUAUAUCAAGUAGAGUUCAGCUUCAUUUUUGUUCCUCAUUCCCAGGUCAACUAUCCAUGUCUGCAGUUACAUCACCAGAGAUUUUACCUUUGUUUUUGCUUUUGAUUGGAUUAUUUGAUACAACUGAUGUAAUAUUCCAUGAUAAGAUUUGUAUCUUCAAUUUUUUUUGGGAAUAUUAUUUUAUCCUUUAGAAUACUUGGUUCUAUUGUAGGAUGGUAUGAUUGGGCAGAAACAAAUAAAUUUUGAAGAAGCUUGGUACACUUUCUUCCCUGUUAUAUAUGAAUGGGAUGAGGUUCUCAUA